AUGUAUGGCGAAUACGGGUAUGAGUCUGUUACGUUGGGAGGGAUCACGGUGGCCGACCAACAGAUUGCAUUGCCGUCUACCGGAUACUUGCACGCCACCUCGGGAGACUUCUCGGGCAUCAUGGGCCUAGGCUUCCCGGGCAUGACUGCGGCGAGAAGCGGCGGAAAGCCUCAAGAGACUGCCAACAAUGAUGACGAUCUCACAACAUAUGACCCCUGGUUCACAAGCGCUGUCAAGCAGAACCUGACGCAGCCAGUUUUCAGCUUGGCACUGGAUAUCCACGGUGGCGGGAUCUUGGCCCUUGGAGGUGCUGCCGACGUGCCUAUCAAGGGAGAAUACGCCCCUACUCCAAUUCUGAUGCUCAAUCUGAACCAGGAGGAGCGUGCAGACGAGGAGUUCACGUACUACACCAUCAUCGCGGAGGACUACCUCAUCGCCGGGCAAAGCUACGCAAAUGAAACCACCGCAGCGGGCCCGUCAAACGACACUUCGGGUCAAGGAAAGGGCUUCCCCGUCAUCGUGGAUAGCGGCUAUGCGACCAACAUCCUGCCCCCGUCGCUGAUCAAGGUGCUCUAUGAAUCCUUUAAGGCCCCGCCCGAGCUGAUCGACAUCCAGGGCGCCGCCUUGUUUGCCGCCCCGUGCGACGCCGAGGUGCCCUCGUUCGGCAUCCAGAUCGGUGGCCACGUCUUUGAGCAGUCCGCCCAGGAGGUGUUGAUUCCCAACGCGAAUGUUACGGUGAAUGGCACUUCCUUCUGUGCCCUGGGAUCUCAGCCGGGCAUCGAGGAGGCUGGGGCGCUGGGUGUCACGUUUCUGAGCAGUGUGGUUGCCGUCUUCGACAUUGGCGCGUCGGAGAUGCGGUUUGCACAGAGGGAGGGAUUCGAGCUUGUAAAACAGCUGUUGGCCAAGCCUGAGCCGUACAGGUUCAUCCUCGGCGCGCGAGACACGGAGAGGACGAAAAAGGCCUACGAUGACCUCAAGUUCGACAGCACUACCCAUAGCCUCACGGUGCUUCCACUGGAGCUCUCCAACCUCAACACAGUCAAGCACUUUGCGCAGCAGACCCUGGAGAAGCUCGGGCGGGACAGGCUGGACUGCUUUCUGCUCAAUGCCGGCAUGGCCAAGGGUGCCAAUGGUCCUGGCCCGCAUGGUUCCAAGUGGUGCGAGGCAUAUGUUGUCAAUCAUCUCUCUCAACAUUACUUGACGCAUCUUUUCCGCGAAAAGCUGGUAGAGUCCAAGUCCCGCGUAGUAGUGGUCUCUUCGGGUGCAAUCCGGCGCGUCUCCGACCCUUCUGUACUCGACAAGAGCCUCCUGGCCGACUCUGGGACAGAAGACCAGGUCACCUACCCCGAGAGCAAGUUUGUGCAGCUUCUGGGAGCUCAUUGGUGGCGCCGCCAGCUACCGGAGUGCCGCGUCGUCGCUGUCUCUCCCGGCCUCAUCCCCCAGACCGGCAUCGCCCGCCACGGAACCUUGAAGCUGACCAUGGACAUGCCUGAUGCGAAGACCGUGCCAGAAGGCGCUCAAAGCAUUCUGCGGGCGUUCACGCGGGACGACUUCCCGGCUGAUCCGGAGCAGAUCUUCCUCACCAGCUGGGGCGAGUGGUGGGGCAAGGAUGUCUACGAGAAAUCACUUGACAAGGCCCUACAGGACAAGUGGUGCCCGACUCAGGAAGCUAUCGAGCGGGGAGAAGGUAUCAACGCAUGA
Diaporthe citri is the source of this 1701-nucleotide messenger RNA. RefSeq lists its product as uncharacterized. The transcript has 6 exons. NCBI's taxonomy places the organism in Eukaryota, Fungi, Ascomycota, Sordariomycetes, Diaporthales, Diaporthaceae. The coding region runs from base 1 to 1701 and encodes 566 amino acids. The record is from RefSeq and is a predicted model, not a curated record.